Varanus komodoensis (Komodo dragon) is the source of this 646-nucleotide messenger RNA. RefSeq names its product RecQ mediated genome instability 2 (gene RMI2). The record is from RefSeq and is a predicted model, not a curated record. The coding region runs from base 1 to 423 and encodes 140 amino acids. The transcript has a single exon. Gene Ontology annotation, biological process: DNA repair; maintenance of rDNA; negative regulation of double-strand break repair via homologous recombination. Gene Ontology annotation, cellular component: cytosol; nuclear speck. NCBI's taxonomy places the organism in Eukaryota, Metazoa, Chordata, Lepidosauria, Squamata, Varanidae.
AUGUCGGAGGACUCUGGGUCUUCACAGCUACCGCCGGUGAAAGUCCUGGCCGCGCAACUGCGGCGGUGUCGUCGCAUGUCUGGUGGCCCGUGGCUGUUGGACCGGGAGGAGUACGGGCGCCCUGCGUUAGCAGUCCGUUUCGUGUGGAUGCAGGGCACGGUGCUGAGCGUAGAGCUGGAUGGCUCGACUGUGCGGCUGCGCGACGAAAGCGGCUCGUUCGUGGCUCAGGGCGUCGACAGCGUGCCCAAGGGGCGGCCUUGCCUUAUCGCCGGGAAGUACGUGAUGGUAAUGGGCCUGCUGCAGUCGUGCACCCCAGAACCUACUAUUCGAGCCGUGAAGAUGACAGAUCUUUCGGAAAAUCCACUGCACAGGAGCAUGUGGGGGUUGGAAGUGGAGGAUUUGCACAGAAACGGUCUUUUAUGAUGGAGGCUCAGCAUGUUCUCGCUUUCAAAAGAAACUGGGCGUCUGAGGAAACUUUCCAUAUUGCCGUUAAAAUAUGCAUGGAGCCUCAUUUUUGGAGAACUUGGAUUAAUGAGCACAAUGGUCGUGCUUCAUUGUCUUAUUGCAGCUGUGGUGACAGGAUAAGUUAGAUGGAAAUGGGUCAAGUUGAUGAAGUAAUACCUCUUCCUACAGUGGAGUAUUGAGC